AUGUCUAACCCACUGGGCGAGCAAUCAAAUGAGAUUAGCUUCGAAGACAGACGACAAGCACAGCAGCAGCAGCAAGAGGAAACGGAAAAAGGCGCACUAGGACAACAGCAACAACUGCAGCAAAGGUAUCACCACCAACAUCAGGAAGAAGAAGAAGAAGAAGUAGCACUUGAGGGUGGUGAUUCAAGCGCAGAGAACAUCAGCAGCAAGAACCUAAUCAGUGAGGAGCGCAUAUUCGGCAGUCAGUUCACCUAUCGAGACUACCUGUUUGACGGCAACUCCAAUUCGACGAUCAGCGCCGCCGAGCUGCAGCCAGGACCGAGCAGUGGAGCAGCAAACAUCCACACCGGCAGUCUGCCCAGUGAACACCAGCACCACCACCAGGUGACGAGUGACAGUGGAGGCGGUGUGGACGUCGGCACUCAUAUGCCCUCAGCACUUCUGCCUGACACCAGCACCGAAUCAGCCAAUCCCUCCCUUCUCUCCCUCUCCGUCAACACUUCUAUUCUCGACUUUGGUCUUCAGCACCAGCAUCCAGAGCAGCAUCAGCAGCAACAACAGCAGAUUUUGCCAUCGUUUUCCUCGCAGGAAAGCCAGCACCCAAUAGGAGGGGCGGUCGACGGCAGUGUCUUCAUUUUACCGUCAGCAAACAGCAGCAGCAGCGUCGGCGGCGGUGGCACCCUCGUAGACGUGAGCAGUGACAGCAGUCUGCCGACUAAUGAGUACAUGCUUUUUGGCUCCUCAAUGCUCGACACGACGACGACGACCACUCUGUCUGCGAUGCAAGAAACGUCCGGUGCGCCGACGACAACCACGACCAAGGUGGUUGACUACUUCUCCACUCCUGCGCCACUGCAGUCAGCCCUGCCACAAGAAUCGUCGAAUGUGGACUCAUUGACGCAACAACAGCUCAAUCAGCAGCUUGAGACGCAACACCAUGUACAAAGCCAACAGCAACAACAGGAAAACGCACCUAACUUUGGGCACUUUCGAUUGAACGGCAACGGUGCUGCCCAGCACAAUACCGUUGUUCACUCUGGUGAGGUAGUUCAAGUGCCUAAUGACACCAACAACAAUCCAAUCAGUGAAGAGCUGAAGGACAACAUAGGCGGUCUUCUACUGAAUGAAAGACCACCACAGAACAUCAUCAACAGCAACAGCAGCAACGCCAAUUCAGUGCCUACCACUUCGUGCAAUAUGGACAAUCAGGUGUCCUCAGGUGGACACAGUUCCACUGUCCAGCAGUACAUGACAUCUACAAAUGCCGGACAGAUGAUGAAUACCACCAACUCGAGCAGUGUGAUGGCUGGCAGCAAUGGCAACGGUGGUCCUGGUCAGACGAUGAUGUCAGGCCAGGAACUGGCCGCACAGCAACAGCAGCACAAUCCCCAGUUAGUUCCUUCCUCGGGGUCAAAUGAAGGGCAAUCUAAUGUACUGGAAAUGACGCUUCCGAGCAAUUACCCUUGUUACUCAGAUGAAGCGCAAAUGCAACAGCAGCAUGCUUUCAGCGGCAGCAACAUCGAAGCGGCAAUGACUAACCAGCAACAGCAACAACAGCAUCAGCAGCAAUCAGGCGGCCAAGUGGAUAGUCAGAUGGUUUCCAAUGACCCAAGCAGUCUCUACCACUCUCAUCAUCUCCCGCCUUUGCAACAGCAACAGCCACAGCAGCAGCCAUCCACGCCAACGUCUGGCCGAGCACAGGCACAACAUUCGACAGCCCAACAGCACCAUCGACCAAUUGCUAACCAGCAAAUAAAUCUAAAUCACGGACAAACGAUGCCUCUUCAGCAACAACAACAACAACAGCCACAGCAGCAGCAGCCACAUCAUUCUCAGCACCACUCCAUGGUGGCCAAUGCGCCAGCUACGCCUUCACUGGAUCAGUAUGGUCAGUCUCAGUUGAUGUCAACUUCUUCAUCGUCAAUGGACGACAUGAGCAGCUCUAGUGCACCUCUUCAACAGCAGCAACAACAACAGCUAUCGUCUCAAAGCUCAAAUACAGUCUCUGUCGAUACGAUGACAUCUACCCCACAGUCUACUUCGGUUUCGACCAGUUCUGAAAUCAAGCCAGACUUGGGCAGCUACCAGAGCACCUCAGCAGAGACGUACAUGCUGCAGUCAUCUACAGACGGUGGCCCACAGAGUGCUCAGUCGUACCUUCACCACCAAGUGCCACUUCAUCAUGCUGAAGGGCAAAUUCCUUCUCUGCCACAUCCGCCAUCCUCGUCGUCCACAUCGAACGCACCCCAGCAACAGCAGCCACUGUCCAUGAGCACUGGCCAUCAGAGGACUGCAUCACAGCACUACAUGUCAUCCUCAACUGAAACCAUUCACACCUCCACCUCAAGCUCUAACAAUGGCGUCAGUAGUCAUUCGAAUGGAAACGUAGGCAGUAGUAUGCCCACUAGUGAGUCAGGCAAUGGCAACAGCAGCAGUGGUGGUGGCCAAAUUCUGAGUCAAUUUGAACAGCAGUCGAUUAGUUCUUCUCAAUCGGGUCCCUCGUCAUCUUUGGGCCAGCAGCAACAGCAGCAAAGCUGUUUUGUGUACGUCAAAUGUGAACCAGGUGUGAGCCAGCCAAACACCGUGACACACUACUCUACUGAAGCUGCCAAGCCACUGCCUAGUGUUGAGCAGAUGCAAUACGAAGUGCAGACUCAACCUGUUCAACAGCAGUCUCGACUUUUGCUCAAUGACCCGAACGCCUUAGGCAGUGGCCACCAACAGUCGACUGGCGAUAACUGUGCUGAACAAACCUACCCUAAAGGGAACAUUCUACUGCAGCAAACGGGUCAAUUUGCACCGCCACCCUCGAGCCUGUCUAUUGCUUCAGGAGCUAACAGCAGUUUGGCAGUGGCCAGCAUCAGCGGCAACAACGUCUCCUGCUACCCAACCUCAGGCGUGAGCAGCUCAAUUCAAAGUGGAUCUCAGUACAGCGGUCGCAUUCAGCAGGUGGUCUCCUCGACGGCCAGCGUCGUUUCCUCUCAGGGGCAGAUCUUUUUCAACGCUGCAGCGGCGGCGACCGGCAACCUUCGCCUGCUUCAUGAUCCAAACAUGAACUACUCCAUUUUGUCACUUGAACCGGCAACCAUUCAACAGGGUCGAUCACUGCAGGCACACCAACAACAGCAGCAGCAGCCAGCACAGGCAGUAAAGACGGUGACGCAGAAAAUCAUGCUACAUUCCGUGCCCUCAUCGGAGAGCAACGAGUCCAGUGGCACUGGCAGUCCCGCAGUGACGCCCACUGCCGCCCCGGCUGCUACGCUCAUUUCGCUGAACCCCAAGUUUGCACUGCCAGGCGGCAUUCACCAAGGUCAGAUGGCAGCGCUGGCAGCCACUGCUCUGCCGACGCUCAACAACGGUCCCGGUGGUGGAAUGGUGCCCGGACAGCAUCUGCCCACCCAUGGCAUCAUUCUCUCGUCGGUUCCACUGGGCGGCGGCAACCACAUUCCCGGGUCGCAGGCGUCACGCUCUGUGGCCAACUUUGUGCCCAUACCCGUGGUGACCAGUGCCAUCACUCAGGCUGCACUGGCUGCUGCCGGGGGUGCUGGUGCUGGUGGAGUGCCUCGGUCGCAACACCUCACCAUCUCACAGGCCGCACUGGGUCACUUUGUACAGCAGCCCUCGGUGCAGCAGUUUGCUGCCGUCGCUGCUGCCUCCACUGGCCACUCGCAACCCUCAACAGCUGGCACCAUCAUCUCCAACCUUUCACUCCCGAGCACAUCAGCUGCGCCCCCUCCGCUGGCUACUAAAUCCACAAAAGCGCCCUCAAAGAGCGCCUCCAAAGGUGGCUCAAAGAGUGCAAACACUUUAAGCAGUGUGUCUAUUGCAGGAAAAAACAUCCAUCCACCGCCGAUCAUUUCGGAGGACCCUGCAAAACCGUUCAAGUGUGUGCUUUGUGGAAAGAAUUUGGCCUCAAAGAACGUUUACCAAUUGCAUUUAAGAUCGCACUCGGGUGAAAAGCCUUUUUCCUGUCACCUGUGCAAUAAUCGAUUCUCGCAAAAAACCUCACUCACUAGACACAUGAGAUCUCACACCGGAGAAAGACCAUUUCCUUGUCAGAUUUGCAAUAAGAGAUUUGCUGAUAAAGAGCGAAUUAAAAUUCACAUGCGAAUACACACUGGCGAAAAGCCAUUUUCCUGUACCAUUUGUGGCAAAAAGUUUUCUCAGAAAUCAACUGUGAAACGUCAUAUGAGCGUUCAUACAGGCGUUAAACCAUUCAAGUGUGAAAUCUGUGGCAAGGGCUUUGCCAAUCGAGGCAAUCUGACGGCUCACACAAAAACUCAUCAAUCGCAACAGGCAAACCAGCGAGGCAGCGGCAACCAAGCGAGCACCAGCAGUAGUGCCACCAAUAAUAAUGCCAAUUCUAAUAACAACCAACAACAACAGCAGCAGCAACAGCAAGCGGCAGCUUCCCUGUCACGACAGGUUCCCUUUGCAAGUCCGACCAUUGCCAGCGUAGUGUCCAACAAUGGCGUUCGAGUGGUGAUCAAGACAGAGUUGGACGAUGUGCCCCUGGACAGCAAGAGCAAUCUAAAUAUUCCGCAUAAUCACCAGUUCACAG
Messenger RNA from Rhagoletis zephyria (snowberry fruit fly), 4561 nucleotides. NCBI's taxonomy places the organism in Eukaryota, Metazoa, Arthropoda, Insecta, Diptera, Tephritidae. The record is from RefSeq and is a predicted model, not a curated record.